This is a messenger RNA of Amoebophrya sp. A120, 4162 nucleotides long. The record is from the annotation of a GenBank genome assembly. Lineage: Eukaryota; Dinophyceae; Syndiniales; Amoebophryaceae.
ACAAUUUCCAAAACAAAAAGCGAAACAAAUUUUUGUCCCUCAGUUGCUUCUCGUCUCAGAAAGAAAAAAACUACAAACCCGGCGUUGCGUAGGUCGUCGAAAGAACAGCGGUGCGACGUGCGGAUCGCACUCGCUCCACGGUGGAGUCAUGUUCGCGCCAGCGGACGUCACACGCAAAAACAGUUGUGUGUGCGUGAUGUCGGUAAAAGAUCCCCAAGUUGUGUGUAGGUCCAUUUUUGACAGGACCGAUUUAUUUACGAUUCUGAGAGAGCGACCGCAUGUUUGAGUGACGAGUGCUGAUGAGCGACGUCUACGGCUAAGUGGAGUUCUGACACAGCUAAUAUACAAUCGUUCCGUAGCCUCGUGGCCACGACUGCUUCUGCAAGAUGUCGCCCCCACGACCUGGUGGUAUGAAUCGGCCAGCAUUAGGAGCAAAGAAGAUGACCGCCAUGUCUUCGUUUCGUCGUGGUUCCGUUGCUUGCUCCUUGGCCGCGGCAACAUGUGUUUUCUUGCUUCAAACAACCGAAGCCACCCUGACCACCAAGCCCGGCGGCAGCAUUGCGCCUGUUAUCAAGAUGUUGGAAGGUAUGCGGCAGCAGUCAGAGAAAGAGUCGAAAAUUGCCAGGGAAGAGCAGGAUGAACUCGAGCAGGAAUGCGAACAAACGAAAAUCCAGGAACAGAAGGAGCUCGCUGUUUUGAAGACAAGUUUGAAAACCCAAAAAGCGGAUAAGCAGGAGGCAUCAUCUCUAGUGGAAAAGGCUGGAAGUGUGAUCUCCGCAACAUCAGAAAAGGAACAACAGGUGACGAAGCAGCUCGCGAGUGAGAAACAGCUUUUCGGGGAAGAGAAGCAAGAGUUUGCAAAACUGGACAAAGAGUCCAGCCAAACCAUCGACAUGGUGCGACGGGCGAUUCGGGCGCUGACGAUGAAGCAGGCGAAAAGUAGUACGUCGGAGGAAGAAGGGGGAUCUGGCGAAAAGAAAUCCUUCCUGCAACUCCAGGAGAAAGCAUUAGAUUCGGUCCAAGUCGCUCUCUCCGCGAUCACCAAAGCAUCGUCUGUUUCGCUGAAAAAACAGGAAAAGUACAGCGCUUUACUUCUCCAGCAGCCCCAAGCGGUCGAUAAAGGGUUGGACACGGAUUCCGGGAUGAGUGGGGUCAUUGACUUAUCGCAAGAAAAAGUGUUAACGUUAACGGUUGUCACAGAUUGCAGUCAGGCAUCACAAAUGUAGCCCAAUAUGCAUGCCACGCAUGACAAAUUCUGACACGUUUUGUGAUGCAUUGCUGCAUCACAAAUUCUAUUCCGUUAACGGUAACACUUUUUCCUGUGAUAUGACCUGUUUGAAAAGUUCCUGCAAGACGAAAUCGCGAGUAAGAACCAAAGGCAACAGGAAUGGUCCGAGAACUCGAUGAAGAAGCAAUUGUUGAUUCAACAACUAACCAACAACGUCGCAAAUCUUAAAACGCUGAUCGAGCGGGAAAAAACGAAAAAAGCGACGAAUGAAGAGAAGCUGGCGAAGGCAGAAGAGAAGAUUGCGGUGUUGGAGGAGGAAGUCAAAAAGUGUUUGAAAACAUUGGAGGACUCGGAAACGAAGUGCUAUGAACUGCAAAAGUAUCGCACUCGUAUAAAUGCAUUCAAAUUUCCUUAGCAUGAGAAAUAAAAUUUGUAAUGCUGAUUUGCCUUGAUAAAGAAAUUUGUAAUGCAAGAUCUGCGCCAUUUAUACGAGUGCGAUACUUUUGCACAGCAUAAGUGCCGGAUUGCGACGAAGGAGUUCCACGAGGAACAGGAGGAUUUCGCUGCGGAGUUAAAGGCGCUCAACACGGCAAUGGAGAUUUUGCAGAAUGCACCCGAUUUCUUGCAAGAAAGCAGUAGUGAUGUAGUUCUUGAUGGACAUCAACUAGCAGGCGCUGCGGUAUCAUCUUUCCUGCAAGUCCAGGCAAGAACACAACUCACUAGCGGCACCAAAGCGCAAAUAAAGUCGACAACCGAACAGCUGCAGCGACAGACCGCUGCGAGCAUCUACCUGCAGAAACUGGCUGCGAAGUGGCUGCAGCAGGAGCAAAGCGGAAGAACAUCAAAUGGAAAUAGUAGCAAACAGACGAGCCAAACGCAAACGCAACUGUACCAGCUCUCCAUCCGCAUUGCGGAGGACCCGUUUGGGAAGGUGAAACAGAUGAUCUCGAACAUGAUUGGGAAAUUAGAGAAAGAAAUGGUAUGACAGUGUGCAACUCCCCCUCCUCCUCAUUUGUAAUUGUAUGGAAAGCAAUACAGACACCCCCACCACCUGUGGAGCCUGUGCAUGACAAGUUCAUGCGUCUAUUGUAGUACUGUUUGGGUUUCCGGAAUCUGUCAUGCAAACAGUACCACGCAGCAGCGCUUGGGGUUGGUAUUUUGCGUGACAAAUGACGAGGGGGGGGGGAGUUCUUGUGCACUCUCAUAAACGGCGGAAGAAAACGACAAGAACGCGUACUGCAAAAAAGAAUCUGCGAAGGGGCAGAAGGACUUGAAGAAAAAGCAGCAGGAACGCGAGAAACUCACCAUGCGGAAAGAGAAAGCGAUGGCAGACAAGACGAAAUAUGCCUUCCAAAAUUUUUUUUUCGUACUAGUAGAAAUCGCAUCACAAAUAAUUUGGUCAGCAUGAAAAAGGAAAUUUGUAAUGCUGGUUAGCGCACCAAGAUAGAUCUGUGAUGCAUGGGCACGAUAGCUGCGAUUUCUACCUCUACGAGUACGGUACUUUUGCCAUGCAUCCGAAAUUGGAGAAAACGAUUUCACAACUGGAGAAGAGAAUCGAAGAGAUCAACGCGGAUGUCGAGCAAAUCACCGCCAUGCGGGCGAAAAACAAGAAGCAAAACGAGGAGGAGAUCGCGACCGCGAUGGCGAACGAAGAAGCGUGCGGGAAGGCGAUCCAGGUUUUGCAGGAGUACUUCGCCGAGGGGACGGAAUCGGCCUUGUUGUUGCAGGAAAGUUCUAACACAGAGAUGCAAACGAGUACGAAGUCCCGGGUGUCCACCACCAACGUGGCCGAUUCGGUGAUCGCGCUGUUGGAAACCGCGGAGGCGGAUUUCGCGAAGUCCAAAAUUGACGUGCAGAAUUUAGAACAGUCGUUGAAGUCCCAGUUUGAACAGAAAACGCAGGAUUACAAAGUCGAACUGGCAUAUGGAUCUGUCAGGAUUGAAAUCGUCAAAGUUGAAAUGAUUUGCCAUGCAUCAGAUGGAUGCCAGUUGGAACACAGGUUUCAAGUGGCGCAUGACAAAUUUUGGCAGUAUUGAAAUCCAAUUUGUCAUGCUGCUUGGACAGAGAAGACUGCUUUGGUUAUGCUGCUUUAGCAGCUCUAUCGCAGACCCCAAACAGGCUUACAGUCGGCCUCGCUUGCCACCCUUGCAAGACAGGCACCUUGUGCAUUGCGUUUUAUGCAAUACAAAAAUUUUAUUUUCAACUUUGACGAUUUCAAUCCUGACGCUUCCAUAUGGCCACGACGAAGCAGACGAUUAAGGGUUACCAGGGAGAAAUUGAACAGUUAAACACGGGAAUCAACGACGCGGAGCAGGAUGAAACCAAUGCGGUGAAGGCGGAGGAUAUCCAGGAAAAACAUCCAUCCCCAUCCAUUUUUUGCAUGGCAAACACUGGAGCUUAUGCAUGUUUUGCAUGACAAAGUGGAUGGGGAUGGGUGUUUUCUCCUGGAUAGAGGACGCGGCUUUGGAAUACGUGGCGAAAAUUAAGGAGGAGUGUGAAACCAAGGCGGAUUCGUUUGAGGAACGGCAGAAACGGCGGGAGGAGGAGAUUGAGGGGCUGAAAAAUGCCGUGGAAAUUUUAGAGGGGGAGACGGCGGCGUGAUCAUAUUCCCUAUAAAUUUACCAUCCCCAACAUCCAAUUUCUUUGUCAUGCAAAACAUGCAAGAAUUGGAUGGGGAUGCUUCAUUUUCAGGGAAUACGUGAGAUCAGAAGUAGUAGCAGCGGCGAGGGAGAACAAGGGGUAUUUGUUUCUCCUUGCAGCUCCUGUUUGCUGAGCGCAGCACAAGAACGCUCCAUGAAAUCAAUGCAAAACCAAACUACUUACAUUUUUUCCGAACAAUCGAAGAUAGAAGUCUGACGUCGAUGAACACCAACACGUUCAAUUCGAAUUGAGUCAAAAAAAUUUCUGCCUUCGUCCCGACGUCCUCGAUUUGUG